UAUCACGCAGAACAUCUACAGAAAACUUUGUAGAAUUUUCGGUAGUGAGUAACGAACCAUGCUGUUGUACACCGGCCUACUCUUCUUUCUUACGGAGUUCUGUCAAAGUGCCUCCGCAGAGGACCUCCUGAGCAAGCACCGAUUCCCUGACGACUUUCUCUUCGGGGUGGCUACCAGUGCUUACCAGAUUGAAGGCGGUCAGAAGGGCAACGGAUAUGGCAAAAAUAUCUGGGACUACUACAUGGAGACUUAUCCGGGAAAGUUUUAUAGUCCAGGGACUGCAAAGAUAGCGUGCGAUUCGUUUCAUAAGUUUAGGGAGGACGUGAAGCUCAUCAAGAACCUGGGGGUGCAAUUUUACAGGUUCUCGGUCUCUUGGGGCAGGGUUUUGCCCGAGGGAUACUCUCAUAAUAUCAAUAAAGAUGGUUUGAGAUACUACAACGACCUCAUCAACGAACUGUUGGCAAAUGGGAUUCGACCUAUGGUCACGAUGUACCACGGCGACCUACCCCUAGCCCUCCACGAACUGGGGGGAUGGACCAACCCUUACAUGGCCUAUUACUUCGAGGACUAUGCCAGAGUUCUCUACAGCUAUUUCGGGGAUAGGGUGAAGUAUUGGAUCACUUUUAAUGGGGCUUGUAUUGGUUACGGAGAUGACGGUUUUGUACCGUUUUUGAACCAGUCUGGUAUCGCAAACUACUUGUGUAAUCAAGUCCUCACUUUGGCCCACGCCAAGGCUUAUCAUUUGUAUGAUAAAGAGUUUAGGAUUCUGCAGAAAGGAAAAAUAGGAAUCGUUUUUUCUGGUAACUGGUAUGAACCUGGAAGCUUCGCUGUCGAUGACAUCGAAGCAGCCGAGAGAGCCAUGCAAUUUAAGGUGGGGAUCUACGCCAACCCGAUUUUCCACCCAGACGGGGAUUUUCCGAAACUCGUACGAGAGAGGGUGCACGACGUGAGCAGAAAGGAAGGGUACCUGCGAUCGAGGCUACCGGAAUUCUCUCGCGAGGAGGUGGAGUACGUGCAAGGCACAUACGAUUUUCUUGGUUUCAACUGUUACACCUCGUUCCUCGUGGAAAACGUUGCGGAAGACACUUCCGAGAAGACCUCCUUCCACAAGGACCUGAGGGUCAAGACGUACCAGGACAAGAGCUGGGAGAGGGGCAAGUCCAGUUGGCUGGGGAUUUAUCCAGAAGGUACGAGGAAAUUGUUGAAAUGGGUUAAAGAGAAUUAUGACGAUCCAGAAAUCAUUAUAACGGAAAAUGGAUUUUCCGACAAUGGAGAACUUAACGACGUAAAGAGAAUAAAAUAUUAUCAGAAAUACUUGAGCGCUAUCCUGGACUCCAUCCACGAGGACAAAGUCAACGUCAAGGGCUUCGCUGCGUGGAGUCUGCUGGACAAUUUCGAGUGGAUGGAAGGCUACAGCGAAAAAUUCGGGCUGUACCACGUGGACUUUUCUGACCCGGACAGGAAGAGGACGCCAAAAAAGUCGGUGCAGUGGUACAAGAAGGUGGUUAAGGAGAGGAGAAUUGUCGAAUUGGACGAAAUAUCAAGCAGAUUAAAGGGAGAUUUAUAGUAAUUUUUACCUGUCUAGAUUGUGUAAUAUAUUUUGAAUAAACUAUUUUUAUUA
Anoplophora glabripennis (Asian longhorned beetle) is the source of this 1621-nucleotide messenger RNA. RefSeq names its product myrosinase 1-like. Gene Ontology annotation, molecular function: beta-glucosidase activity. The transcript has 9 exons. Lineage: Eukaryota; Metazoa; Arthropoda; Insecta; Coleoptera; Cerambycidae. The record is from RefSeq and is a predicted model, not a curated record. Gene Ontology annotation, biological process: carbohydrate metabolic process. The coding region runs from base 59 to 1567 and encodes 502 amino acids.